This is a messenger RNA of Thalassophryne amazonica, 4032 nucleotides long. RefSeq names its product discs, large (Drosophila) homolog-associated protein 4b (gene dlgap4b). The record is from RefSeq and is a predicted model, not a curated record. NCBI's taxonomy places the organism in Eukaryota, Metazoa, Chordata, Actinopteri, Batrachoidiformes, Batrachoididae. Gene Ontology annotation, molecular function: molecular adaptor activity. The transcript is spliced from 13 exons. Gene Ontology annotation, cellular component: glutamatergic synapse; postsynaptic specialization. The coding region runs from base 539 to 3973 and encodes 1144 amino acids. Gene Ontology annotation, biological process: signaling.
CUCUCUCUCUCUCUCUCUCUCUCUCUCUCUCUCUCUCUCUCUCUCUCUCUCUCUCUCUCAGCGCAUCUCUGUAAUGGAGACCGUCGUGGACUCUCGCUUUUCCCCACGCAGGAAACGCGCGGGCUCACCGGACAAAUAAGGCACCGGAGAGGACAAACAAACGCUGAGGGUUUUCCGUUGCUGGCUGAGUGCACCUGACACAGCCUCACAGUCUUCUCUUCUACUUCAUCUCCUCCAUCAACACAUCUCCAAAAAGCAGAUGCCCCGCUCGGGAAGUUCACUAACGGAUACAUCCUCCAACACGGCUGCAACCGAUUUCUAGCUGAAAUGUGCUGGAGGAUGGUGCAUUGCUGUUCAGAGGACAUGCACAGGGGGUGAGUGGUUUCCUGCAGAAGAAAUUGAUUUGGUCUACAACACACAUGCAUGUGGAAGUUCUGCAGCCCUUCACCUGCACUGCUUGCAAUGAAUCACUUUAAAGGUCACCAGUCAUCUCUCCUUGGCAUGGGGGUCUUUUAAUGGGCCAGACCUCCACACCACUAUGAAAGGGUUGGGAGCUGCACGUAACAGACACCUGUCUGACUCCUGUGAACCCUCUUUGGGUCAUCCAGAGGCCCUCUACCCUCAGAAGACUGGCACCCUGCCACGUAGUCCUUACCUACUGAGCCCUACCAUGGAUCACUAUGGCACUAUGGACCCCCAACAAUACCCUUCAGCCAACCCAGGCUCCCUUUCACCAGACUGUAUGCUGCCCCUCAACAAUCAGCUGUCCAACAGCAGUACCUUUCCAAGGAUUCACUACAACUCCUAUGACCAGUCUGACUUCUCACCGCCUGGGGACAGCAUUGGGGGAAUAAGCACAGGUACCAUGGGCACAUCUAUGUCCUUGGGUAUGGGAACAGGUGUGAGUAGGGCAGGGCUGAGUGGACGAACACCUAUGAUUACAAGUGGCUCUGCAACAAUAUCACAUCAUUUGACUAAGAAUCCGGCACCAUCUAGUCUUUUGGAGCAGUUUGAUAAUCAGCUACCUGGUGGCCGUGAUGGAUUCAGCACAUUGCAGUUCCAUCGAGUGUCUGCACUAUCUGCCGCUAAGCAGCGCACAGAUAGUCCCGGUCGCAUCCGCUACAUGCUACACUCCGUGCAGAAGCUAUUUGCAAAAUCCCAAUCACUAGAGACGCACAAUAUGAAAGGAAACAUCAAUGGACGCUCUGCUGGAAGUGGUGGAGGCUCAUCUAGCACCGAAGACAGCGGAAAGCACAAUCGCCACUCCAAGAGUAAAGAUCGAGGUACAAAAUCAGAGGGGACUGGGAAGCGCCGGCCACGCUCCAACAUGUCAGGAUACUGGAGUUCAGAUGAUUUGGACAGCAGUGAUUUGAGCAGCUAUCACAACAGCAUGGCCAUGAUGACUCUGGGGCCUGGCCACGAAGGCCAAGGAGGGCAGAGCAGAUACAUCCACAGCGGUUACAAUACAAUCAGCUCCUCCAAAAGCAGCAAUGACAUGAAGUAUCAGGCAUUUCCUGGACCUGGGGUUGGAGGAAGCAGUGGUGGACUCGGAGUGGCCGGAAGUAUGCUUGUAAAUGAUGGUGACUAUAUGAAAGGAGGUUCCUGGUCCAAACUGACUAUGGGUGAACCGAGACAGGUGAUCCAGAAGGGUUCAGCAACUCUGGACAGGUCUUUGCUCAAGUCAAAAUCCUGCCAGCAAGAACUAACCUGCAACUACCUGCAGGUUGGACGAAGGGAUGACUGGAGCAGCACAUUAGGCUGCAGCGGGAGUGCCAAUGAAAUCCCAUGUCGGCGGAUGCGGAGUGGUAGUUAUGUAAAAGCCAUGGGAGACAUGGAAUUCAGUGAUGAUUCGGAUGGAAGCCCAAAACCUUCGCCAAAAACAGCAGCUCGUCGCCAGAGCUACCUCAGGGCUACACAGCAGUCUCUGAACGACCAGCUUCCCCCACGCAACAGAACCCUGGAUUACUCCAUGUUACAGGGGGAGCUGGAUGCCCUGUGGUCUCCGCUCCACAGUCUGCCCUCUCUCCACCAUCUGGGCAGGUCAAUGAGCAGUUGUCUUCCGUCUCUAAGAGAGCUUUCCAAUAACCACAGCCUGGAUAACUUGGACUGCAUCACAGACGUGGGCUCGUCUCUGCCUCCGUGGGACGAUGACGACUUCAGCCAGGCCUGCAGCACCUUGGGGAGACGCAUGGGACGGCUACAAGACCUGGAACUGAGCCAUCAUUAUGAGGGCCGCAGCUCAGAGUCCACAUUCAGAGAUUCACUCUCCCAUUCUCAGAACAACACAGAGCCUCCAGAUCUGCCCAUGCCAACAUGCUUCCGAUCCCGCAGUCAUAGCUACUUGAGAGCCAUCCAGGCUGGUUGUUCCCAAGAUGAAGACAUGGCAUCCAUUGACUCAACCUCGCCACCUCCAACUGACACUUCCGUUCGCUCUUACAGCACCAGCACGGUCUCCACAUGCAGAACCACCUGUAAGAAGGUUGCUCCUCCGCCAGUCCCACCCCGUACCACCUCCAAGCCCUACAUCUCUGUCACAGUGCAGAGCAGCACAGAGUCAUCCCAGGACAACUACUUAGACCAGCAGGACCGGAGGUCAGAGGUCUGUAGCCAAUCCAGCCACGCACACAGUAACUCCUCCGACAGUCUUGACAGUACACGUGCAAACAGUCUGGCUCGGGGUAUUCCACGUCCUCCACACAUUAUCCCUUUUCCCAUCGCCACACCCAGAGAGCCUCUCGCCCCCACCACUGCAAACGCUUCCACUGAGACAAGUGACUCUGUAGUACAACAUGAACUGCUGAAAUCAGGAUUACAUAAAGAAAAUUUGGCUGCAGAGGAGCCCGUAGUAGUGCCAGUCCCCCGGCGGAAACUGUCAUCCAUCGGAAUUCAGGUUGAUUCUAUUCAAGAAGUUCAGCGAGUGGAAACGCCACCACUGACCAGAUGUCAGUCCAUUGGAGUCCAGGUGGAAGACGGGUGGCAGCAAACUUGCUCCAGUCGUAUGGCCUCAAAACAAGAAACAGACUCUGGUCUGCAGGACCUUCCUGUUAUCUCCCAUAUCAGUAACAACACACCCAAGGAGAAGAAGGUCAUGGUCAAAAGCGCCAGCCAAUCCACAAGCUCCACUCCUGGACAAGACUCUUUAGACAACGGAGACAUGGCCGGUGAUGCAUCUUCACCUCCACUGCCCAGGCAGAUCCUCAAACGGUCCACCACACGAAGUAGCUCUUCUUCUUUCUCAGAAAGUUUGGAUCCAGCACUUGAUCCUUCAUCUCUGCCACCUCCAGACCCCUGGCUGGAUAGUGGGAAUGGCAGUAAUGGCGGCAUUUCACAGAGUGGAGGAGGUGGAUCGCUGUGUCGAAGAGAUGGCCACUGGUUCCUGAAGCUGCUGCAGGCUGAGACCGGACGAAUGGAAGGCUGGUGCCAACAGAUGGAGCAGGAGACCAAAGACAACAAGCUCUCAGAAGAGGUGUUGGGGAAGGUCCGCAGUGCAGUAGGAAGUGCCCAGCUCCUCAUGUCACAGAAGUUCCAGCAGUUUCAGGGAUUAUGCGAACAGAAUUUGAAUGUGACUACCAAUCCGCGACCCACAGCUCAGGACUUGGCUGGCUUCUGGGACCUGCUGCAGCUCUCCAUUGAGGACAUCAGCCUCAAGUUUGAUGAGCUUUACCAUCUCAAGGCCAAUGACUGGCAGCCCGUGCCGUCCGCGGCUGCACAGUCACCCCCUGACCGGAAGGACGAGGGAAAGGCGGCUCCUCCAGUGUCAAAGAAGACCGGUAAAGGGCGGCCGGCACUGGGUCGGGAGAAGAGUGCUGACUCCUCAUCAACUUCUUCUUCGGCCUCAGCAGAGAAGCAGAGACAGGAGGCUCGCAAACGCCUGCUGGCUGCUAAAAAGGCUGCUUCGUUUCGCCAGAACUCAGCCACAGAGAGUGCAGACAGCAUUGAGCUCUUUGUCCCUGAGGACCAGACACGCCUAUGAGAGACAGGGACUAGGGUUGAACCAAAGGACAGAUAAGUGGUAUUAAAACAUCUGGAAAG